AAGUGUGAAAAGAGGUAUUUUACAUUCCCAAUAACCACAGACAUUCGCGUUCCUCUAGAAAAAAUACAUUCACAACCCUCGGUCAUGAGCAUGAAAGUCGGAUACUUUAUUGUUGAGCAGAUUGACUGCUCGUUAAACGGUGGGGUAAACUUAAAGUCAAACUUUAUUGGAAAAGGAGAAAGGGUCAAAUUGUUAUUUCAAUAUAACGGUGUGGGGAAGAUUACUGAGAAGGCUGAGGUUUUGGCUCCGCAUGAAAAGCAGAUUUGCAGAUUUGGUUGCGAACAGAUAAUCUUCGAAAUUGACGGAAAUCAUACAGAGUUUGAAAUUUUUGUGUACGAUGCCAGAAGACCAGGGUUGGAAGGAGAUCUCGGCAGUGCUAAAGUUAGCCUUAUUGAGUUGAGCGGAAAAGUGUCGUUGAGAGUUGGUACAACCAGAAAACAUACUGGAGAAAUAUCAUUUAAUCUCGUCUUAUUAUCACUGGAUGUUCCAAGUGAUAGUAUGGCGAGGAUUCGUGAUACGGAGUUAAUGAACGAUAAAAUUGGGAUGAUUCUCAUAGAGAAUGUUAAAGUUCGACUUCUUAACGGGAGGAAUGAGGGUUGGUUAAAACUGAAGUUAAACGACGAAUCACAUUCCACUAAAGCAUAUUGGUCCACCAAGAAUGGCGGUAAAGGCAAAGAAUUGAAAGUUGCAUUGCCCUUAAUUUGCACACAAAACCCCUCUUUGAAAGUUAUAGUUGAUUAUGGGGAUGGUAGGGGUAUCGCAAUUUUUUUCUUACUUCAAUUCGAAGAUAUCUGGAGCAGGAUGAUGAAUGGCGAAUUGUGUAGUGUUAAGGAUCAUACAAUACAUUCGGGUAAUGAGAUGUGUGCAAAAAUUAGUUUUGACAUAUCUUGUCACUGUCUUGUUACUGCUAGAAAAUUGUUUGAUCAACCCCUUACAGACUUUGACGGCCCUCCCAAUGUGGAACCUCCUUCCUUUGAAGAUGGUGAAAGUUCAGCUGGUGUUUCCCCCCCAGAGGGUUAUGAACCGUAUGAACCGUAUGAGCCUAGUGAGCCUAAUGAGCCUAACGAACCUCCCAUUACACCAAACUUUCCUAGUUACACAUCACCACAAUUUCAUACGAUUAGCCCCAGUAUAUCCAUGUCUUCUAUGAGAACUAGUAGAACUAGGAAUGAUACGCCUCGAAUCGUCUGUCAGAGAUUCGUGGUUGUAUCUGCCCAUCAGAGGUGCCGUAGUAUUACCACUGGUCCUUUACAGAAUAAAGUGAGUCGAGGAAAGCAUAUUUAUACUCCCGGAGAGUUCUUUAUUAAGGAAAUCACCAAUGAAACUUCAUUUCAUAAUGAAGUCAGAUGGUUAGAGAAACUUUACUCGAAAGCUAUAGUGAAGUUUGUAGACGUGGACCUUAAUAAACAAAUAAUUAUUACGAAAGAUCAUGGCCCUAGCUUGGACUCAGUACACAGGAAAUUAUGCCGGAAUAGAGAAGACAUUUUAAGCCUAGUAAAAGGCAUUUGUGAAGGCGUUAAAUUUAUUCAUGAUUAUGAUGUGGUGCACAUGGAUCUGUGUCCAGCAAAUAUCAUUUGUGGGGAGAGGACUGUUGGGAAUAGGAAGGAAAUAAAAGUUCGCAUCUGUGAUUUUGAACAUUCUCGGGCAUUAGGGAAUCCCAUUCAAUUAGCUCAAAAUUAUGGAAACCCCCCUCAGCAACAUCGACGCCCGUCCUAUAACGAUGAAGAUCCACGAAAUCAGAGUCAACAGCCAUUUACAAUUGGCUUUACUGCCCCCGAAUUGUUGGGGAUCACCCGCGGCAAUGUUGAUGAGCAAGUAUUACGACGGUAUGAAGAACUGAGUGCUGAUUUUAAUAUGGAUAUUUUUGCACUUGCAGGAAUACUUUACUUUUUGAUUACCAAGAGGUUAAUGUAUAAUGAUGUUAAUGAGUUGAAGAUAUUGUUGGAGGGGAAAUUUGCAAGAGUGAAACAGGAUAUCGCUAAUGAAGGCAUAGCAGGAUUGGUGCUAGAGAUGUCGAAAGAGAACCCUGAUGAUCGGUAUAAUAUUGAUGACGUAUUGCAAGAUUUGAGGGAAUUGAUGAAUGGACGUCGAAGAGGUAGAGAUAGGAGCUAUUCGGACGAUGAUUGA
This is a messenger RNA of Acaulospora morrowiae, 2127 nucleotides long. NCBI's taxonomy places the organism in Eukaryota, Fungi, Glomeromycota, Glomeromycetes, Diversisporales, Acaulosporaceae. The record is from the annotation of a GenBank genome assembly.